Pseudophryne corroboree (corroboree frog) is the source of this 1057-nucleotide messenger RNA. RefSeq lists its product as uncharacterized. The record is from RefSeq and is a predicted model, not a curated record. The coding region runs from base 57 to 800 and encodes 247 amino acids. The transcript is spliced from 2 exons. Lineage: Eukaryota; Metazoa; Chordata; Amphibia; Anura; Myobatrachidae.
UAGUAACGUUUCUCGCAGUCCUUCGCUCUAGCAGCUAACGGCAACAUCUCACCAAAAUGAUUGCUGCUAGUAAGCCCCUGAAUCUUCUACAUUCACGCUUCCAAAGGCUCGGAACCCCGGCUCUCGUUUUAUUGCUACUCGUUGUACAAACGCUUCUGGGGAUGAACUUUCGAUGUCCUCGCCCGAAUAGAAAAGCCCUAGCGUAUGGCUAUGUAUUUCUCAUACUUCCACCCGUUACCCUUUUUAUUUUGAGCUUGAUGCUCAGACCCAGAAGAUCGCCCGGUCUGUUUUCCUCGACGUGUUGUUCCUUCAAGUAUGUUCUGUAUGUACUUCUGCAGGCUGGGAAGGCUCCGCUGAUCUGUUUUUUCAUUGCGUUAAUUGAUGGACGGUAUCUCGCUUGCAUCCUGCAGACUCGUGAUGACUCCGAUUAUACAAUAGACCACAGUAUGCCAAUGAUUCAGCUUUCUGGCCUCAUCUGUCUCGCUGCAUACAUCAGCUUAGAAUGCCUCGUACCACAUAUCUCCUGGAUGAAGACACUUGUGGCUUACUGGUACCGCAAGCAGCAAGAGGACCUCAUCCUGCGGGAGGUGGAGAUCAUUGCCCUGGAGAAGGUGGAUGAGAAGAGAAAGGCCUUUCUGGAGAAUAUGAUGAGUCCGGAACUGGAUAAAUUAAGCCUGGAAGAGACUCACACAGGGGGACACAUGUCAGAGCUUGUGUGGCACUAUAAGUAUAACACGCUGCAAGCAAUAACCGGGAGAAAAGACAGCGGAGAGUUACAGAGCGAGGCAGAAGUGGAAUGAGUAGGGACAGAGCCAACACAGACAGCACUUAUUAACCCUUUCCUGUGUGGUGCGUUACAUGUUAACCGACACCAUGGCUUCAACAUUUUUAAUACUUCAGUUAACCAGUUACAGUGAUUUCAUUUUUUAGUGUUUAAAAAAAAUAAAAAUCAAUAGCAAAAUUGUUAAAAAUAAUAAAAAUAAUACAAUGUCUUAUCUGUUUGCCAAACAGUAUUUUCAAUAAGUAGAACAAUAAAUAUAUUCCAAAUCUGUUCAAA